Messenger RNA from Carassius gibelio (silver crucian carp), 2697 nucleotides. It is a transcript of the gene elovl5, whose product is annotated as ELOVL fatty acid elongase 5. The transcript is spliced from 8 exons. Lineage: Eukaryota; Metazoa; Chordata; Actinopteri; Cypriniformes; Cyprinidae. Gene Ontology annotation, molecular function: fatty acid elongase activity. Gene Ontology annotation, cellular component: endoplasmic reticulum membrane; endoplasmic reticulum. The record is from RefSeq and is a predicted model, not a curated record. Gene Ontology annotation, biological process: very long-chain fatty acid biosynthetic process; sphingolipid biosynthetic process; fatty acid elongation, monounsaturated fatty acid. The coding region runs from base 387 to 1262 and encodes 291 amino acids.
AGAACGCCAGGACGCGUCAUAAUGGAAGUCAAACAGAUACGUUCACGUUCUAAAUCCUGUCAUGACGACAUCUCAAAAUUCGAAUAAAUCACCACUUUAAAAAGUUAGUUUUAAAGCCACACCUCUAUCCACGGCUCUGUUGUAAACGUAUGUGGAUUUUAACAUCUGUGUGGCAGUAAAAGUGCAGUGGGGGACGCAGUGUGCUCAUCUCGCAGACUUUGCCCUAGAGCGUUAGUAUAAAGAGAGUUAUUGGAACACGGCCCGUUAUUCGCAUCAGCUUAAGGUGGACAGACACUCAUUAGUUCACGAGCUUUUCCCACUGACGACAGCAUCCGCACAGGACUGAGCACUGAAGGAAACAUCUGUCUGAAGACUAAAGCUUGGAGAUGGAGGACUUUAAUCACAGAGUUAACACUUAUAUUGACUCUUGGAUGGGACCCAGGGAUCCUCGGGUUAGAGGAUGGCUUCUACUGGACAACUACAUCCCUACUGUGGCCUUCACCGUCAUGUAUCUCCUGAUUGUGUGGAUGGGACCAAAAUACAUGAAGAAUAGACAGCCCUACUCCUGCAGAGCACUGCUAGUGCCGUAUAACCUCGGCCUGACGCUUCUGUCUCUCUACAUGUUCUAUGAGCUGGUAAUGUCAGCGUAUCAAGGUGGAUACAACUUCUUCUGCCAGAACACCCACAGCGGAGGAGAGGCCGACAACAGGAUGAUGAACGUACUUUGGUGGUAUUACUUCUCCAAACUCAUUGAGUUUAUGGACACGUUCUUCUUCAUUCUGAGGAAGAACAACCACCAGAUCAGCUUCCUGCACGUGUACCAUCACGCCAGCAUGCUCAACAUCUGGUGGUUCGUCAUGAACUGGGUGCCGUGUGGCCACUCCUACUUCGGCGCCACGUUUAACAGCUUCAUCCAUGUGCUGAUGUACUCGUACUAUGGCCUCUCCGCUGUCCCCGCCAUCAGACCGUAUCUGUGGUGGAAGAAGUACAUCACUCAAGGGCAGCUGGUCCAGUUUGUCCUGACCAUGUUCCAGACGUCUUGUGCUGUGGUUUGGCCAUGUGGUUUCCCAAUGGGCUGGCUGUAUUUCCAGAUCUCUUACAUGAUCACUCUCAUCUUACUCUUCACAAACUUCUACAUAAAGACCUAUAAGAGACAUGCGGGAUCUCGUAAGACCGAUUGCUCGAACGGAUCAAUAAACGGUCACACUAAUGGGGUGACAUCCAAUGAGAAGGUGAAAAACAGGAAACCGCGCACAGAUUGACGACACUAGGUCCACUCACAGUCCUGUUAUUAAUAUCAGUCUAUCCACUUACCACGCCACAGCCAUUUCAUCUUUAAGAGACUCCUGACAUUUUUGCGCACUGCAACCUCAUGUUAUUCAUAUUGAAUCCGGAAAUGAAGAAAAGCGAGCUUCGGUUAGUGUACUUAAGUAUUUGUUGUUUUUCAUAUGAAAUACAAAGAUGGCUAACGUUAAUAAUGUACUAAUUUGCACUGUUGCACACUAAGCUUGUUUGUAGACAUGAAGAAGAAUUUAUUAGAAGAAUCUGACGAGUAUACAGGAGAAUGUCACACUUACGAGCUGAAUUAAACACAGUAGUAGCUUAUACAGUGUUUAUUUAUAGCACAGGCAUAUAAUCUUGCAAUCAAUAGAAGAUAGUAUUUCAAAGUCAUAAGAGAAAUACGGAAAAAAUGGAAGCUAUGUAGUUUUAUGGACCAAUCGAGCGAGUUUAGUGAAUUAAUGAAUGUUUACAAAAGAAAACGGACUGUUUAUUUCAUGUUAACAUUGAUUUAGAAUAAUUUGUUGUAGUGAAAUAUCAUGGUGCAUAGAUACUCUACAGUUUAAGUGAUAUAUAACUGCUUUUUGAAUUACGGCAAUGAGAAUAAGGUUUUACUUUUCCACCCAAAUGUACUAAGAUUUCAUUAAUGGUAAUGUUACAAACUUUAAUAGUUAAAAAAAGCUUUGGUGGCGAGAUAUGAGCCAGGGUUUAGUAUUUUCUCAAAUAGCCCUGUGCAUGCAUUGAUAACUUGUAAAAAGUGAAUAGCUUGUUUUUUUUAGUGUCAAAAAUGUCACAACAAAUCCAGCACAUCCCUUUCACUUUAACAAAACCAUGACCAAUGGCUUACACUGUAACUACAAAGCACUUUAAUAAUCCUCUAACACCUUCCCUUUCCUUUCUGACACACUGGAAAUGUGUAGCACAGUUCUUUAGACCCAUAAAGAGUCACUUAACACAUAAAACCAGUAUCCAGUGUGUUUCAACAGCUUAACAAACUCAUUCUUUGUGCCAGCAUCCAGAUCUUGUCAAGCGUCACUAAUUUUGCCUGUGUUCGAACAAACGUUUCCCUUAAUCUAUCCUGCGUUAAAGUGUAAUUUACAUGUUAAAUAAUUAAGCAAAGAAUAUUACUACUGUGACACGAAACUAUUCCAGUUCUUAAUACAAUAUGAUAAUCGAGCCAUUCUCUGUUAGUUUUCUGUUUAGGAUAAGUGAUGAUAUCCUGCAUUACUGUAACACCUCCGUGGUAAAUGAUAUAAUGCUGUUAAUUCAUGCUUCCAGUGCAGAAAUAUAGACCCACCACCCAUGCCAUGUACAAGAUAGCAUUUGCUAAUAGUAUCCCAGAAUUAAUACUGGAAUUAUUAAUACAAGAAGUAGGCUGUAAACAUCAGACACAAUAAAGUGAAUUUAUUUGGAAAUAAA